AUGAAUCAAAACAAAUGUUUUACGAUCAACGAUCGAUUAAUCCUCACCGUGGAGAGUGCUUCUCAUCUUGCCAGCUCGGAUUUGAAUGGUUAUUCGGAUCCUUUUGUGGACAUUAUCUUGAACAAGUAUUUGGAGAGAAGAACAAAGAUUAUUAAAAAGAAUUUAAAUCCAAUUUGGAAUGACACUUUUGUGUUUUAUUAUAUGGUGAAUGAAAAAGGACCUGUGACUUUAGAUUUUGAAAUAUAUGAUUGGGAUCGAUUCACUCGUAACGAUUUUCUUGGACGAGCCACUCUUGCGUUGAAUCCAGAAACAACAGAGAGAGGGAAAAGUUAUUCGGUGGAGCUUCCUUUGAAAGAUGCAAAAUCAGGGUCUCUCAAAAUUCGAUAUAAGGUCGAAUGUUAUGAACCCAAUAAGGUAUUGUCUACGCCUGAAGUACCUUCUCUUUGGCCCGUGACAGAUUUCAAGUUUGUUACAGACCAGCCUUUCUCUCAAUUUUUCAGACCAUGUAUACCUAAGGAAUUCGUUUUAGUGUCUGGAGACACAUAUCCUUGCAAGGAAGAAUCAUUCAAUACAGUAUUCAUGAAUCCUCAGAGUGGAGAUGUCAUCUCAAUCACAUACCACCAUAUGGGGCCUCAUGUUUCGUUUGUGGAAGCUGAAAAGAAGUUAAUGGAUGAAUAUUUGAAGAGUUUGAAGGAUGGAGCUUUAAAAUCUCCCAAUGGAAUGUUUGAAAUCAUUUGUAGAGAUGAAGAUGUGACCCAUAAUUUUUCUAAAUGCCCAUUUACACAGGCAUUCGAGAGUCGAUGUUUAACGACCUCAGCAGGACAGCAUGUGAUAUGUGUCUGCUUGACCUGUGGCUAUGCUUGCCGAGUGUUGAUCAAUUAUGUGUGGAUUAGUCAUGGUUUUAUUCUACCUGAAAGCAAAUAUUCCACGUUACUACAAGUCGCAACAAGGUCUGAAGUUCAGGCAGAUAGCUCAAAUAUCGAAGAGCCACCAACAAUUUUACCUUAA
Molecule: messenger RNA, 1008 nt
Organism: Naegleria lovaniensis
Lineage: Eukaryota; Heterolobosea; Eutetramitea; Acrasida; Naegleriidae
Exons: 3
Coding region: 1-1008 (335 amino acids)
Source: RefSeq, a predicted model, not a curated record